Molecule: messenger RNA, 1524 nt
Organism: Diospyros lotus (date-plum)
Lineage: Eukaryota; Viridiplantae; Streptophyta; Magnoliopsida; Ericales; Ebenaceae
Product: uridine nucleosidase 1-like
Exons: 9
Coding region: 339-1370 (343 amino acids)
Biological process (GO): purine nucleoside catabolic process
Cellular component (GO): cytosol
Molecular function (GO): purine nucleosidase activity
Source: RefSeq, a predicted model, not a curated record
GCAUGAACCGACUUUGGGAAGAGAUAAGUACAAGCAGGGCACCCAAAUUGAAUAAUGAAUAUGUCCGAAUGAGAUAAAAAAAAAUGUGAAAAAUGGAAGUGGGAAGAUGAUGCUUUCGCUUUUCCUGGAAUCCCCGGUCAUCCGAAUUUUUAAUUAAUUUUUCAACACUUGGGGCUAAUUGAUUGCUUCAUCUUUUGAGGGAAUUUUGUCUCAAUAUCGAUUCUGGUUCCAAUUGGCUGUAAAAACCCACAACGCCAGUACCAUUACAAUCUUCAAAUUCUUUCCUCAAAUGAAAAUUUGCACAAGUUCUUCUUUCUGAUUGACUGUCGUCGAGAGUUAUGGCUUCUAUGGGUGAUCAUCUGAGGAUCAUCAUCGACACAGAUCCUGGUGUUGAUGAUAGCAUGACUAUCUUCAUGGCAAUCAAAAGUCCACAGUUGGAGAUCUUAGGCUUAACCACAAUAUUUGGCAAUGUUACCACAGAAACUGCCACUCUCAAUGCUCUGCGUCUGUGCGAGUUUGCAAAUCGUUCAGAUAUUCCUGUGGCAGAGGGUUGCCACGAGCCUCUGAUGGGUGGAAAACCAAGGGCCAGAAUCCAUGCUCAUGGUAAAGAUGGAUUGGGAAACAUUACUUUAAAUCCCGAAACAUCUAACCAUGUUCCUUUAGUUCCAAAAUCAAAGAAAAUUGACAAGACUGCGUCACAAUUGAUGGUGGAAAUGGUUUCUAAACACCCUGGUGAAGUAUCAAUACUAGCACUGGGACCAUUGACAAAUUUGGCGCUCGCCAUGAAAUGGGAUUCAUCCUUUGCACGCAAAGUUAAACAAGUGGUCGUCCUUGGUGGGUCUUUCUUUGCGCUGGGAAAUGUCAAUCCUGCUGCUGAAUCAAAUAUCAUUGGGGACCCAGAAGCAGCAGAUAUUGUGUUCACAUCUGGGGCAAAUAUUGUUAUUGUCGGUAUAAACAUAUCAAUGCAAGUCAAACUGACAGAUGAUGAACUUGAUGAGCUGAGGCAGUCCAAGGGAAGAUAUGCUAGAGUUAUAGCGAACAUGUGCAAAUUUGUCCAAGAACGGACGGAAAAGUCCUAUAAAUUCAAGGGGAUUUUCCUGCACGACCCGACCAGCUUCGUUGCGCUAGUUCGGCCUGAGCUCUUUACCUACACGAAAGGCGUUGUCCGGGUGGAGACACAGGGAAAAUGCAGAGGGCUGACGCUCAUGGACCCUGGAACAAAAGAAAUUUUGAUAUGCAGAUGGGAUUCGGAGAGCCCCUGGACAGUAGAAGUGGAGGAGGGAAUCGGAAAGCCGGUCGUGUCGGUUGCAUCCACAGUGGAGGCCAAUGAAGUUCGAGAUUACGUUAUCAAUCUGUUAGCGAAACCUUGAUUUAAUUUGUUACCCUUUCGUGUUCAUCUCUUCAGGAUGCCGUUUUAUCUUCUGGUUAGUAUCAAAGGAAAGACUGUAGCAGGACUUUUGUAGAAGUAAAAGAUCGAGCUGCCAUGGAGGCCAAUGCACCAAACCACAUCAUCUUUCUUUCUUU